Molecule: messenger RNA, 5214 nt
Organism: Bolinopsis microptera
Lineage: Eukaryota; Metazoa; Ctenophora; Tentaculata; Lobata; Bolinopsidae
Product: leucine-rich repeat-containing protein 9-like
Exons: 34
Coding region: 59-4663 (1534 amino acids)
Molecular function (GO): protein binding
Source: RefSeq, a predicted model, not a curated record
UUUCAACACAAACUGUAUGAAUAUCUAAUAGCAUGAGCAUCUUGUGAAGACAAGUCGGAUGAGUAUAGAAGAUAAUCAGCAAGUUUCAUCGGAUUCAGAAAAUGAAGAAGAAAAUCGGGCUCUUCAGCCUCCAAGCCAGGAGGAGGAGGUCAUCAUCAGAGACUUAUGUAUCCGAAAUGGACUGAGUAGCGAUAAGAUAAUAAAAGGUAUGAUGAAGCGGUCUGUACCCAGACUAGAGAAUUUCUUCUCCGGACACUGCCAAAUGAUUCGAUACAACUUCUUUCCCGGACUCAGAGAACUGGAGAUCAUGAGCCUGCCUCUUGAUAGAGUACAGGGUCUCUCCGCUUGUGUGUCUCUGGAGAAACUGUGGAUCUGUGAGUGUAAAAUCAGGACCCUCGAGGGAUUGGAAAAGUGCAAAUCACUCAGGAAACUGUAUUUGUACUCCAACCAAAUACAAAAGAUACAGGGGAUUUCAAAUCUAUAUAACCUAAAUACCCUAUGGCUGAACAACAAUCUCAUCAGAGAGAUAGAGGGAAUCUCCAAACUAGUGUCCCUGACUGACCUAAACUUAGCUUCAAACAAGAUAACAGAGAUAGGAUCUUCUCUGAAGGGGCAUCCUAACCUUGAGAGUCUGAACUUGUCUGGUAACAUGCUCAGUUCUUUUAAAGAUCUAACUAAUCUUGUGGAACUGUCCAAGUUAAGGUUUGUGGGGUUGAAAGACCCUCUGUACCAAAGUAACCCGGUAUGUUCCCUGUGUAACUACUCUACUCACCUUCUCUACCACCUCCCCUUCCUCAGUCAUCUUGACACUAUUGACAUCAGUAACGGUCAUCUUCAGAAGUUAGCUGAGGCAACAGUCCAAAAGAAGAAGAUGUACUACACGAUGCGCGUGAAGAUGCUGCAGCGCAAUCGCGCGGAGAUGGAAGCGCGACUGUGUGAAGAGCGAAACAAGCUGGCUGCCUUGCCCUACGAGAGGGUACACGUUAUGAACUGUUGUAUUGGAGACAUCAACCGGAGCAGAAACGAUCGCGAGAAUAGUCAGUUUCCCAUUCAAAAUCGCGAGAAUAGUGAACAGGAGCAUGGUCAGAUAGUUGACAAGAUAUUAGGUGAACAAGAGCAUGGUCAGAUAGUUGACAAGUUACUAGCUUUAGAGGCUAGGGUGGAGCAUUGGAUUAGAGAGAUCUCUAAAGUAGACUUGUGGCACCACAACGCCAAACGUUACAUAGAGAAGGAGGUGGAAGGAACAAUCAGCAAACUCAUGUUAGAACUGGAGUGUGGUGGAAAUGUUAGGCUUGAAGAGGGGCAGGUUGGGGACGUCUGGUACAAUUCGUGUGCUGAGCUGGUCCAGUCACGGUUCUGUUCUGCCGACUUCAAGAAUCUCGGUAUAACUGGAAUAAAGAUAAACCGCAUCUUCCGCAUCCAUAACCGCAUUCUUCGCGCUCAAUUUGAGGAAAAACUCGACGAGCUACUGGAACGUGAAUCACCAGCUGACCUGGCAAAGUACGGACUCUCUGACGCGCGCAUUGUCACGUGGAAGUCAGUACCUUACAAGAGAAUGUUAGAAUACCUCUUCUAUAUCCACAAUCCUAACAUAGCUGAAUCAGUGGGGAGUCUCAACCAUAUCCUGGAACGGGGAUUCAGAAACGUCGAACAUUACCUGGAUGCUGGAAGUGACGGCUGCAUAUCCCUGAGUAACUCGCUGUCUCUAGCUGAAGCUCCACGAAUCAAGUACCUGAAGAAGCAGCGAGAGAGGGGGGACCAUGAAGACAGUGCGGACCCGUGUAUAGUCAGACAUGGCCAGAUUCUUAUCUGUAAAACUUACAUAGGAAACAGUGAGGCAGCUAAAGAGUCCCACUGUCCCCUCACUAAAUCCUCUUACCCCGACUGUGAUAGUGUUUACAAGACUAAAGACGCCCUGCCACGCAGCUUCUCCUUAGGUAGUGGUGCUUGUGAUUGUAGCUCGAGACAGUGUAUAUGGUAUGUGUUUAUGAAAGAGCUUGUUACCCCGGAGUACCUUGUAGAUUACGAGUAUGUCACAAACCCUCGCUCCUCACCCCUUUGUGGUUCUGUCUCUAUCUGCUACAACAACGGCAAGGAGGAGGUGUCCAUAGUACAGUCCUCGGAUAACAUGCAAGAAGAGUUGUGGUGCAGGGAGGUCAAGACAGACGAACAAGUCCUCGACAUGCCUCCUACCUUCGAAAAGAUAAGAGAGUCUAAUUUGUUGAUUGGAGGGAUAGAGAAGUUAUCUUCGGCCAAACACUUCCAAACAGUAACGCAAAUCAACUUACACAAUCAGGGUUUAAGAAGUGUAAAACAGCUGUCAGCACACCCGACCCUAAAGAAGUUGGUACUGAGUUUCAACCAGUUGGAGGGUCUAGAAGACUUUCAUCACAUGGAUAGUCUGGAAGACCUCGAUAUCAGUUUUAAUGGUCUUACAACUCUUGAAGGACUUCGGAGCCUCACCAAUCUUAAAACUCUUAAUAUAAGUUGGAACCUUCUGACGAUAUCCCGAGAAGAGGUUCACACGAUGAGGAAGCACACACCUUCUCUUCAAACACUGGACAUGAGACAUAACCCCUGGAUUAAGAAUGAUGGACUCAGAGUCAGGGUGAUCGGCAGGUUAAAAGGACUGACUGUACUGGAUGGGGAGAUGGUCAGGGAGGAGGAGCUGACUCAAGCUGCUCAUCUUGCAUCUAUGAGUCGUAUCUCAGUAGGGACCCUCCAAACAUGUUGCAAGACCGCACAGGCUCCACCUCGAACUUUGGAUCUCAAGUCUACUGCUCAGUGUCUCAGUUACAAACUUUCCCUAAAACCGGAGAGUAAUGAGUUAGACCCACUGUGGUGGAGUAAAGUUACCUCCCUCUGCCUGGACGACCAACACAUUUGUAAACUCAGCAACCUCGACAAACUGGAGAACCUCAAGUGGGCCAGUUUCGAGAAUAAUGAGAUAGCAAAGAUAGAGGGACUAGACUCGUGUACAAAACUGGAGGAACUCUCACUCGCUGGAAACUGUAUCUCCAAAGUGGAAGGAUUGGCACGGUUGACAAAGUUGCAAGUACUGCACCUGUCUAAUAACAUAAUAGUGUCAUUGGAAGGAGCGGGUCUGGAGAAACUGACGAAACUGUGGCAUGUCAGCCUGGAGAACAACAACUUACAGAACUUGACUGGUCUUCAGAUUCCCUCCCUGAUAGAGGUGUACGUUGGUAACAACUGUAUCCAGAGCAGUCACGACGUAUUCAUGCUGAAGAGUCUACCCUCGCUGCUAAUUCUGGACAUGUACGGUAAUCCAAUAGUAGACAACAUGUCAGCUUAUCGUUCCUUUGUCAUCUACCAUCUGAAGAGUUUACGAGCGCUGGAUGGUUCUGCUAUUGAAUCCUCUGAGGUAGCUACUGCAAAAGAGAACUAUGGUGGCAGGUUAUGUGAAGACUUCAUAGCAGAACAUCUGGGACACAGUAACUUCUUAGAAGUGAGGGAGAUAGACUUCCCUAAUCUGAGUAUAAGAGUUAUUGAUCUGGGGAACGGAGCUCGCUUUAAACACCUUAGAAGUAUAAACCUAGAAGGUAACGCGCUGACAUCAUUUGGGGGUCUAAUACAACUAGAGAAUGUGAAGGUCUUGUGUUUAAAUCACAAUAACAUUGAAACUCUGAGUGGUAAACCCCCGGGGGGUAAGGGGAGGGACCCCCCACCUCCUCAACUAGACACAGUUCCUGUUAUGCCCAAAUUAGAGGUCCUACAUCUGGGGUACAACGGGAUUUCAAACCUAACUUUACUUCAACUAUACCGACUACCAAACUUAAAAAGUCUCUUCUUACAAGGGAAUGACAUUGUAAAUGUUGAAGGACUCAACCAAGUUAAAGAACUAAGAGAACUAGUUUUAGAUAGAAACAAAAUUAAGUGUUUGUCAGAAACGUCAUUCUGUGAUCAAUGGAAUUUACUCGAACUACACAUUGAAGAAAAUAGGUUAAAGAGUUUGUCCAACUUCCACCCUCUCCAAAAGUUACAAAGACUCUACUUAGGAAUGAAUCGAAUUCAGGACUUGGCGGAGCUAGAAAAGUUGGAAUGUUUACCAGCGCUCAAAGAAAUAUCUCUUACCAACAACCCGGUGGCACGAAGGUUAAUGCACAGACCGUUACUAGUAUUCAGACAGCCCAAUCUUCUGUCUAUAGAUGGAAUCCCCAUUUCGGCUGAAGAGCGGGCUAAAGCAGACAUGUACUUCCUCGAUUACCAGCCGGUGGAGCAGACGACUAGCUCAAAUCUGCCGGGUAUAAGCAAUAAACUACACGGAGUUGCACACUCUGGUCUUGUCAGUCAGGUUCCCAACCAAUCAAACCCUAUCCGAGGAGCAACAAACUUACCCUUGGGAGCAAAUCAGACCUGGUAUGGUAACUACAGAGAAUCCGACAGUGCUAUUGACACCAAAAAGACGGAUUCCAACAAAAAGGCUACGAGGGAACGGAACUUUUAUCUUGAUCCGCAAAACAGUUCAAGUUAUUCCCGUCAGUUGCCCACCCUAGAUGCCUCCGCCCUGAGAACAAGUCCUACAGCAGUGAGAAACCGAGGAAUGGUCAAUGUCAGGCUCUCUACUAGGUCACUUGCUAGAGACUUGGGUCUCUUUUCUGAAACUAACAAGUGGAAAACUGACCGAUCUGCGUUCAGCAGUUGAUAAUCUACAUGUGGUGUGACGUCACGUUGCCUGGGUGUGACGUCACGGCAGCUUAUAAUCUGACGUCUGUUGAUCAUCAAUGUUGCGUGUUAAAUGUUGAAUGAUAGCGUGUUUUAGUUUUACAAUCUACAUGUGUAAAUUAUGUGUUUAAAAUUCAACUUUAGAAUAUGUUAAGUUUGGGAGUGUGAAUUUGAAAUGUUUUUCAACUGCUUUUAGAUUUAUCUACAUUUUUAUUUACCACUUUUAUUUACAUAAUUCCUAAAGACUUAAAGAAACAGACUUUAGUCGCUUUGAUGCUGAUAGUAAAGCAUAUUGCAGGCAGUUAUACACACGCAGGUACCAGUGACUGAGCGAAACCUUUACCAUUGUGAUAACACCGUAACCAUGGUGACGAAAUCAUGUCAGUGGACAAGUUUCAGAUGAUCGAAAAAGUUUUUUCACAUAUAUUUAAAAUGCUAAGAAUGAACUGUGAACGCUUAAAGUUAAAGUGAGACAAUGAACGUUUAUUUCUGUAGUUUUAUUCCGAUGUAACUUAUUAGGCUAUUAGCUGU